Molecule: messenger RNA, 4052 nt
Organism: Silurus meridionalis
Lineage: Eukaryota; Metazoa; Chordata; Actinopteri; Siluriformes; Siluridae
Gene: prkacbb
Product: protein kinase, cAMP-dependent, catalytic, beta b
Exons: 12
Coding region: 119-1183 (354 amino acids)
Biological process (GO): peptidyl-serine phosphorylation
Cellular component (GO): cAMP-dependent protein kinase complex; nucleus
Molecular function (GO): ATP binding; cAMP-dependent protein kinase activity
Source: RefSeq, a predicted model, not a curated record
GUUUUUGUCGCACAUCUGGCAACCCUGCCCCUACUCCAGUGUAGUGAAGGGAAGAUUAAAGCUGAGUGUAAAUCAGUGAUAAAGGCAUUGAACAGGCGGACAGUACAAAUCGUUUACGAUGGGAAACGCCGCGACCGCCAAGAAAGGCAACGAGCUGGAGAGUGAGACUUUUGUCAAAGAGUUCUUAGCCAAAGCCAAAGAAGAUUUCUUGAGGAAAUGGGAAUGUCCACCACAGAGCACAACUUGUCUAGACGACUUUGAGAGACUGAAGACUCUGGGCACGGGCAGUUUCGGGAGAGUCAUGCUGGUAAAACACAAAGGAACAGAGCAGUUCUACGCCAUGAAGAUUUUGGACAAACAGAAGGUGGUGAAAUUGAAGCAAAUAGAACACACAUUAAAUGAGAAGAGAAUAUUACAGGCGGUAUCGUUUCCCUUCCUCGUCAGAUUGGAAUACGCCUUCAAGGAUAAUUCCAACCUGUAUAUGGUGAUGGAGUACGUACCAGGCGGAGAGAUGUUCUCGCAUCUAAGAAGAAUCGGCCGGUUCAGUGAGCCACACGCACGGUUUUACGCAGCGCAGAUAGUCCUCACUUUUGAGUACCUUCACUCGCUAGACCUCAUCUACAGAGACCUGAAGCCUGAGAACCUUCUCAUCGAUCAGCAUGGUUAUAUACAGGUCACUGACUUUGGUUUUGCAAAACGAGUGAAGGGCCGAACCUGGACGUUGUGUGGAACCCCGGAGUACCUGGCACCAGAGAUCAUCCUCAGCAAGGGCUACAACAAAGCAGUGGACUGGUGGGCUCUAGGAGUGCUCAUAUACGAAAUGGCAGCAGGUUAUCCUCCGUUCUUCGCCGACCAGCCAAUUCAGAUCUACGAGAAGAUUGUGUCUGGAAAGGUACGAUUCCCGUCCCACUUCAGUUCAGAUCUGAAAGACCUGCUAAGGAAUCUGCUUCAGGUUGACCUGACGAAACGGUACGGCAACCUCAAGAACGGCGUCAACGACAUCAAAAACCACAAAUGGUUUGCCACAACAGAUUGGAUCGCCAUCUAUGAGAGAAAGGUUGAGGCUCCAUUUAUUCCGAAAUGCAGAGGCCCAGGAGACACGAGCAACUUCGACGACUACGAAGAGGAGGACAUCCGCGUGUCUGUUACGGAGAAAUGCGCGAAGGAGUUUGCCGAGUUUUAGUCUGGACACGUCGGAGCAAUACGUAUACAUAUACGUAUGUGUUUAUCGAUACGAAUACAUAUAUAUUUACGAGUGUGUGUGACUGUGUGCGCAUGAAUGCGUGUGCGAGCGUGUGUAUAACCACACAGCAAACGAAAUAAUGGGAUCUUUGCACUCUAAAGACACGGGGGGAUGAAGCGGAGACCACAUCACCACUUCAGAGUUACUGCAUAGCUCCUUCAUUCCGUCUGGUUCAUCAAGAGGCCAACAAAGCCCUCGCGCUUUUAUACGUUACAUCAGACUCUUCACUCGCUUUUUUUUUUUUCUUUUCUUUUUUUUUCUUCAGUCCGAUAAAUGUCUACGAUGUCGUUUUCUUCAAUGUUUUUAAAAGUGAAAAGGUUUUCAGCAGUGUUCAGGAUUAGGAGGUCAAAUGCCAAUACGCACCCGAGUGCCAGUUUAUCGGGUAAACGUUCCGAAUGUUGAGUUUGGAGUUCUGACUGUAGCCUUUCUGUUGUUCCAUCGCGGACCGUCUGGGCUCUUUAGACGUCUGGGCGUGUCAUUGUUUAGUACAACGCGCAUAUACCGUUUUUUUUUUUAAAGACUGCAAGAGCACUCCCGCCACUAGGGGGCGUUAAUAAUUGUAUUUUAUGCUUUUUUUAUUUUAUUUAAUUUUUUAUUUAAUGUAGGCAGUAUAAAGCUAACGUGCAAACAGUUAACACGAAUAAGUCUUUCUGCUUCAUUCUCAGAACUUUUAACUCCCAGAUGAGGCAAAACCACCACCUUAGAUCAACGUUUCAGACAAAAGACAUCGUUGGGAAAUGUCUCGUGUACUAUGAAUCAUUUAGCUACAAUACCGCAUCUACGUGUGUGUGUGUGUGUGUGUGUGUGUGUGUGUGUGUGUGUGUGUGUGUGUGUGUGUGUACACAUGCUGAUCAGCUAUAACAUUUAAUCCACCUGCCUGUUAUGGUGUAGGUUCCUCUUUGCUGCCAGAACAGCUUCCAGGCAUGGACUCUGAGAGACAUCUCACCUGAACGUCUGCUGUAGCAUCUAAAACCAAGACGUUAGCAGCAGAUCCUGUAAUGUCUAAGUUCUGAGGUUCAUGGAUCUGACUCUUGUUUGUUUAGCCCAUUUGAGAACUCCUGGGCAGUUUUUUGCACAGAAAGCGGUCACUGGUUUUUAUAAAAAUACCACUACCAUGAAGGAUCGUACUUGGUCUACAGCUAUGUGUAGGUCAUUGGUUUGUGUGUGUGUGUCGGUGUGACCUCCACGUUAACGUCAGGACCCAAGGGUUCCCAGUAGAACGCUAUCCAGAGGUUCUUACUGUAGUUUUUGUCGGAUGUAGCAAGGUACCCUCUCGGCAGGUGGGGUUUCCUCGUUGUCCGAGAUUAUGGUUAUCCGACAACACUUGUUAUCCGCGUCAAGGUCACAGCAAGGUCAAAUCGUUGUAUUUAUUUUUCUUCUUCCUUUUUAACGUCGUACCUCUUCCUGUUCGAAGUAUAAUUUUUACCUAACGUGUGUUCAAAGCAUAAAAUAAGUAACGAAGGAAUAAAGGGGUUUCCUCGUCUACACUGCCAACGAGUGCUGCUAGGGGUCUUGUUCAUGAGCUCAGAAAUGAGCAGGUCGGUGGUUUUUCGACUUUGGAUUGACAACUUAUUGAGCAGAAAACCAAAGCUUUUAUAGACAGAGCCACGAAUUUAUAUCAAAUCCGUUAGCGCACGUCUGCGUCUGUGUCGCUGCUGUGCCUCAGAAUGAACCACUGCUGAAAUAAUGUGUAAGCUCCUCUAUAGAAGAUGAGCAGAUGGGCUGCAGUCAGGAACUCUAAGUUAUAAAGAAGUACACAGCGGGUGAGGGUAAUAAACCGGCACGCUGCUGAGACUCGAAGCCAGUUGUGAUCUCAACAGUGUCAUGUAGCUACCAUUUGAAGGAUACGUGUUGCGUUUGUUUGUUACAUGCUUUGUGUAAUAUUUUCUUUUUUGUUAGCAGUUUUCUUACCUCAGAUGAUUCAACCUCUGAACUGUUUUUUUUUUCCUUUGUCUUGUGCAUACCUGGUGAUUUUAGAAGGGUUUUAAUUUCAGCUACUUUUGAAAGCAUGACCAAAACGACCGAGCCGUGGGUUGCUCGAACUUUUGAUCACGACUGAACCCACAGAUCCUCUGUCCAUGAGCGUUACAGUGCCCCCUAGUGUCAUACUAGACAAAACUCCAAACGUUACAGACUUGCUCUGGCUCUCUGGCUGUUUUCUGUAUUCUUUUGACAGCUUGAACGGGUCUCCAUUGGUGACGAGGUUCCAUCUGAAAAUGCCCCUGGUACCUUUUUUUUUAAUAAAUUGGCUCAAAACACACAGUACUGUACAUUUUCCUGAAAUGAUCUGUAGCAUAUGCCGUUUGCUGUGAAUGUGGAACUGAUGGUUUCCCGUGUUGGUUUUUUUUUUUUUUUUUUGUGGAAACUAACAAUGAGACUCGCCAGAUGCACAUGAAAUCUUUUUUUUUUCUUAUAUAUAUAUAUAUAUAUAUAUAUAUAUAUAUAUAUAUAUAUAUAUAUAUAUAUAUAUAAUUUUUCACCCUCCAACACGUCAUGCUCCAAAUUCUGUUUCUUGUCCUUGUUUAAUUUUCAUUGUACUGACUGAAUUUAGAGUGGCAACUCGUAGGUAUGGAUGAUGUUUGCAAUGCUUGAUUUCCAAGGUACAUUCUCACAGACACACAUACUUUCAAAAAAUUAUAAAAAAAAAAAAAAAAAAAAAAAAAGAAUUGACCGGGGUUUGUUUGCCUCGGCUCCUUUGUAUCACAGAAUUCAGUUAUUGUUCUGCUCAUAAUGCAUAUAUGCAUUGUUUCUUAUAUAUGUUUUUAUUUAUACACAUUAGAGAUGCUAAUAAAUUUUAUUUUUAAAAUUG